GAUUUACGUUUAGAUAAUGUGACUGCGUAUGACUUUAUACUGCAUCCAGUCGAGGGACUCUGGUUCGGAGUUUAAGGGUUUUGAAGAGUGUGGAAUCAUCUAUCAGCCAUUAUUAUUCCCAGGUCUUCUCUGAGCCGGAAAAGUAGCACCUGUCAAGGUCCCAGUUACAUGUUAAAUAACAUAUAACUUACCCGAGCCAGGGUACGUUGAAAUCACAGGAUGCGGCAUGGUGGAUGUGAACUAUUUUGACAAAUGAACUUAUUGAAACAAUGGCGAAUAUCUCUGUUCCGAGAAAGUCGACCGACCUAGAUGGUAGAUGAUGGAUGAGAGAAUAUAUGACCGAAAGAUCAGUUAGUUAACAUCUUCAAGAGAUCACUCAUAAGCUUAAUCUAUCUUAAGAUGUAAUACAAUUGCUUGCUGACUGGCGUUUUGGUACCCACAAGUAGGUGAUCAGUUUCCACCAGAAAACGCAGUACCCAUUCACGGCUAUUUUGUAAACUGAAGCAGGUAGAAUCGAAUUUCCAGUUACACGCUGUAUUUAAUUUACAACGAAUUAGAACCCAAGUGUCAUGACUUUGUGACCCAUUAUCGUAUUUUCUGUGUCAUACAAUUACAUACUCUGAUCCCGAAAUGCAUAAUACUAGCAACAAAUUUUAAUUGAUGACCCGUAAUUUAAUAGUUCAAUACCUUAUUCACCACAUUAUACGACAUACAAAAUCAUUAUCCAUAAUUCCUAGUUGUGGAUGCAGUCGUGAAACAUUAAUUUCUCAACAAACUUAAUCAAAGAUCCGGUUUCCAUUCCCAUGUGGAACUAAUACUAGAAAUGCUUGUAAAAAAAAAAUUCCUUAUUACAAAAUCAAAGUCAACAUAUCAAUAUCCACAAUCAUUAUUAAUCCCAUUUUCGAAAACAACUAAAUUUAUUGCAGCUACCCGGAAUAAAGUUCAAUGUUUGACUUUUAUUCUAGCACCGUUUGAAAUGCGCGGGAGUCGAGAAAGUAAAUGACGCAGUUUACAAGUUUUCAAGGAUUUGAAUAAAAGAAAAUAGCUUCAAAAUGGACCUGGACAUUACACAAGCUAUCACUUUCAGUGAUGUAGAAGAUGAUGCUGAGAAAAUUAAACUUCCGGUGGCACAUCUGACAAUCCUGAAUCAUCAAACUUUGAAAAAUAAAACGUUUCCUAUUUUCAGAGGAAAGAACAUUAUUGGCCGACAUGAACAUUCCUGUGAAGUCUGCAUUCCAGUUAAGUCACUGUCCAAGAAACACGCUUGUAUAGAAGUCGCAGGCCGUUCCCACUUACUCUAUGAUAUGAGCAGCCGCAAUAAGUCUCGGAGAGGAACUCUUUUCCUAACCCCUGAGGUGCGAUAUGAACUGAAACAUAAAGAUACGCUGAUCUUUGCUGAUGUUAGCUGUCAAUACGCUAUUGAAGAGAUUGCUCGUGCAUCAGAUUCUGGCUCUGACACUGAGUCAAUGUCAGAUUUGGAAGACAACUUGGACGAAAUCUCUACAAAUACUCCUACAAUGUUGAAAUCUAAUAUUUCAUUGCAACUGGAAGACUCUAAUAGUAGUUCCAGCAGUGACAUUCUCCUCCCAACACAGGAUUUCCCAGUUCAUGAGUUAACCAAGCAUUCAAGCCAGGUCUUGGCAGAUAUGUCUCCAGAGAAAGCUGAAGUACUUGCUGUAGAUUCCAGUCCAGAGAUCCAAGGGGAAUCAUCUUAUCUCAAAGAUAGAAUAUUUUUCCAGAAUAACGCUAACAAGGAAGUUAAUAUUGAUGCAGAAAUACUUGCAGCUGCUACACAGGCUUAUGUUGCUGAUUCUGAUGAUGAUGAUGAUGAAUCUAAAUCCGAAGUGUAUGAUGCAGAAAACCCCAUAGCCUUUGUUGCUGAUACACAGUCACCCCUACAGUCUCAGAAAUCAAACCAUAUGCCUGAAGAUUUGCCAAAGGAACCAAAUAAACCCAAGCUAAACUCUUCCCGAUCUUCUCCAUCUCAAAGUGCUUGUGGCGAUUCUGAGGGAUUUAAACUGAAGUCUUCAUCUGAAAUACCUGUUAAUACUAAACCAGAAGAGAAAGUAGAUUAUGAUCUCUUUUUUAUGUCCACCUAUAAGAACGACAUUGAAAUAUCUGAUGAAGAAUUGCCUCCUGCAAGUCAGUCACCCGUGAAAAAGCCAGUUACCAGCACAGCUCAAGGAACUCUUCCUGCAAUAUUACAGAUGUCAGAGGCACCUGUAAACCAGGAUGCAAAUGAAUCAUUAAAUUCUGCUAACAAAUCACCUGAAAGCAAGCUAUCAUCCACCAUUAACAAGUCUACUGUAUCUAGUCCUGUCAUGGAUACAGUUCCUGUGGGAAGUUUUCAAAAACUUGCAUCGCCUGUAGAUAAAACCGACAAGGCACCUUCUAACACAAGCACUCCUGUGAAAGAAACUGUGCCUCUGUCGAGCACGUUGAUGGAGACUGUUGAAGUUGUGGAACAUGUGGAAUGUGUAAGUCCAAAAAAGCAACCACAAGUUGCUGAGCCAUUGGAAACAGUAGCUAUUGAAACAUUCUCUAAAACAUUGUGUGUUCAGGAUGAUGAAGCUGAUACAAGUUCUCCAGCAAAAAAUCACUCAACCAUAACCAAUCGAAAUUUAUCUUUGGUCAGCAGCCCCAAAGUUCAUGCUUUGACUGAAUGUAGUGAAAAUUUCAGUUUAGAUGCAACACAGCCAUAUGCGUUAGACAGUAGCAUUAGUUCACCAAAUAUUAAGAAGCUGUCAGCAUCUACACCUAAAACUUCUGUUGGUGAUAAAACACAGCCUUUACAGCAAAGCUGUGGUCUUGAUAUAGAGGUGGCAAAUGACAGUGUUGGUGUUAUGAAAGAUAGUACUCCUGUGAAAACUAAACAAUCUGAAUCACCUGUUGAAACUCCUAAAAGAUCAAGAGCACAUAGUAUUUCCUCUGAUGAAGAAUCGGUAACUGAUGAACCAAACAUUAAAGACAAACCUAUCUUGGAAGGUGAUAGCAAUGACCAACCAAAGGACCUUCAGGAAAACAUCCCCAGUUCUGUUAAUACAUUGUCUGGGGACAUUUUUGCCUCUAGUAAAUCAUCACAGACUGCCUCAUCUUCUACCCCUAAUGUUACUGGGACAAAGUAUUCUGGUGAAUCAAACACAGCUUCAUUAGAAUCAUUAGUUCCUGCUGUGGAAGAACAGACAGAUUUAGAGACCAAGGCAUCAGAAAAAUCUAAUGAAUCUCAGGUGACAGUUGUCAGUACGAGCAAAGCUGCUGAGGAGGAACUUGCUGUUGGAUUAGAAGAUAAUGAAACCAUUUAUGACAUUGAGGAAGAUAUUAUUAAGAGAUCUAAAAGACUUAAAAAGGAUGAUACUCCCACUCCAGCCUCACAAGAGGGCAAAAGACUUCCUAGAAAUACUAGAAAAAGUACUAAAUCUACCGAUACACCCUCAGAACUUGUAGAAAUUCCAGAAGUACAAAGUAGUGGAAAACGGUCACUGAGAAAUCAUCCAGAAAGUAUUGAUUCCCAUUCUAAGGAUAAGAAAUCAAAAGUCAGGAAAUCUAUCAGAUUUGAUCUUCCUGAUGAGGAAGACAGUUCAGAGGAGGAGAAUUAUUCAGUCAGGAGCGUGAAACGGUCAUCAAAUAGAUCUAAGAAAAGUUCUGCAGAUAUAAAAGAUGUCAAAGCUAAUAAAAAGUUGUCUAAAGGCUCGGAUUCGAAAUUGGCAGAUGUAAAGAAUGAAGAAUGUUCUGAAGACAGCAAAAUGGAAGUGAAAUCAAAAACUGGGAGAGGAAGAAGAACGAAAAUGGUUAAAAGUGCGAUUGAGAGUGAAAUGGAGGCUGAUGAGGAUUUUGUAGAAAAGAAAAGUUUAAGAACUAAAGAAAUAACUGUUGAAGAGACUGAGAAUAUUUCUCUAGAGGUGAAAGAAGAGAAUAUUGGUGACAUAUCAGUGUUGUCUGAAAAUGCAGAUGAUUCUAGAAAAAGUGGGAGAGGUUUGAGAGGAAAAUCUAAGCAGAAUAAAGAGAAAACACAGGAAGAAAUAAGUGAUUCUUUAAAUACAAGUAAAACAAAUCAGCAUGUCGAUACCGUGAGUGAAGAUUCUAAAGUCACUCGUAAAAGUGGGAGAGCAUCACGGAGUAAAUCCGUGAAAGAGGAGAAAGAACCACCAGAUGGAAGUGCAUUGGAGACGAGCAACAAUAAUACUCCGAGUAGCAGAGGGAGGAGUACUCGAGGUGCAAAGAAAGAAGUUGCUGAAGUGAAAAGUAAAAAGGGUGGAAGAGUAUCUUCGAAGAAGUCUUUAGAUUCAAAUAAACAAAUUGAGGAGGAACCUUGCCAGAAAAGUUCCAGUGAAGAAACCAAAAGUGUAAAUCAGAAAGAAGACAUGGAAGUAGAUGAAGAGGAUGACUCGAAGACCAAAUCAAAUAUUGAAGAAGAAAACACAGAAGAAAAGAAAAAUUCUCAAAGUCGGACUCCAAGAAACAAGAGAAAAAAAUCUGAGGAAGAUGGAGAUAGUAAAACCUCUGGAAAGAACUCUAAGAAAAAGAAAAUAGCUUCCAAUGAAGAAACAGAAUCGUCUCAAAAUAGUUCCUGUUCUUUAAAACAAGAAAAUGUUUCUGCUUCAAAAGAUCAUGCUGAGAAUUUGAAUCUGAGUUCAGAUGUGUCAGCUGAUACCACCACACCCUCGAAAACUACCCCAGCAAAGAGAACUCUCUCUAAAAGACAGUUAAGUCAUUUGCAGGAUACGAAAGAGGAGACUUCUGAAAUACAAGAAAUGAAGACACCCGCUAAAAGGAGGGACAAUGAAAGAACUGCUAGUCAAUCAAAUAAUGAGAGUAGUAACAUGGCCACUCCUAAGCAUCUCAAGUCCAACCAGUUUAUAUCUCCCAGGAGAAGCAAUGGACAAUUAAAGCCCAAUGUCAUGUUUACUGGUUUGACAGAUGAUAAGGGUCAAAGGAUUGUUACAGAACUUGGCGGGAUUGUUGGGACCAACUUUAAUUACUGUACUCACCUCAUCACUGACAAGGUCCGCCGAACUGUGAAAUUCUUGUGUUGCCUGGCACGUGGUAUUCCAAUCAUCUCAUUAUCUUGGUUGAUUAAAUGCAAAUCUGCCAAGACGUUCAUUGAUUACGCUCCAUAUAUUUUAUCGGAUUCUGAUGCUGAAAAACAAUACAGUUUCUCCUUAAGCCAGUCUCUUGAACUUGCUCGAAGUUUGUCACCACUAAAGGGAUACAAGAUACAUGUUACCAAAUCUGUUAAACCUAGUGCUGAACAGAUGAAAGAAAUUAUUGAGAGUUGCAAAGCCAAGUUUUUAGUAAAACUUCCCACAGAGUUUAAAGAAGAAACCAUUGUGAUUUCCUGUGAAGAUGACAAGUCUUCGUGUGAGAAAGCCAUCCAAGCUGGCAUCCCAAUAGUGGAAGCUGAGUUCCUGUUGACUGGAAUACUGCAACAAGAUUUAACAAUAGACAAAUAUCAGAUCUUUCAUACAUCAUCAACCAGUGAAAAAUUCAAACAGCCUGCUCCUACAGAGAAGAAAUCCAGAACCACAAGAAAAAGCAAGAAAUGAUGGGAAAAAUCUGAAUGAAUCCUUAAAACAGAAAGCAAAAACUCCACACAUAUUUCAUUUGGUCUUUUAUUCCGUCUAUAUUCAGUUGUCUCUGAAUUAAUGUAUCUUCUGGCAACUGAAUUCAUUUACUGACAGAACUAUUCUAGAAUUUGUAAUGUCAUUGUUAGUAAUUAAAAUUAUCAGCUGACAGCUGAUGGUUUCAUAGACAGCAUACUGAGAUUGAGUUGACUGUACUUACAGGUACAAUCAUCUUAAUAUGAAGAUGGUUCUAUCAAAUCUCUAAUCUCACUUACCAUUAAACACAUACAAACACACACAUAUAAUAUAUACACUAUAUUCCAUAGUCUAGUGUCAAAAUAAUCAUCAUUUUCUUUACAUGGUUUUUUUAUUGGGAUAUUUCCAAAUCUAUCCUAAAUUUUAUAUCAGUUCCUAUACUGUAAUGAAUUGCAAUUGGCUGUGACCUCCAAAAGACAAUGUUUUUAUUUUGUUGCUUUUUAUGACUUGCUGCUGUUGUUAUUAUCCAUACUUGGGGUUAGGGUGAAUCUGGGUUUGUUAUCUUCAAUUUCAUUUGAACUUAAAGAUAUUCCAGAAGGAGUUUAAAUUAUUUUGAAGAUUGUCAUCAUAGAUAUUGUUGUUGUUGAUUAAUCAAUUAUGGUGGUGUUGAUUAAAUAAACUACAUGCUAUCUUUAAAUUUUA
Molecule: messenger RNA, 6239 nt
Organism: Octopus sinensis (East Asian common octopus)
Lineage: Eukaryota; Metazoa; Mollusca; Cephalopoda; Octopoda; Octopodidae
Product: mediator of DNA damage checkpoint protein 1
Exons: 21
Coding region: 1053-5543 (1496 amino acids)
Biological process (GO): positive regulation of transcription initiation by RNA polymerase II
Cellular component (GO): nucleus
Molecular function (GO): protein binding
Source: RefSeq, a predicted model, not a curated record